UCCGCCCGCCCUCAGCACCCCAUUCACUCGGCACAGGCAGGUGUGAGCGGCUAGUCAACAGUCGGGCGAGCGCGGCACGCGGUUGGCUGACACGUUUCUUACAGCACCUCCACGCUGCUCCCGCGCCUCUGAGCACCGCCUCUCCAGGCCCAGGGUCUCUACCCCGGUCUGUGCGUGGGUCCGUCAGUUCACUGUCCUGCUCGCAUCCCACCACCUCUCGGAUCUGUCAUAGUUGCUACGGGAGAUCCAAAGUGUGUUACGUCCAGUUAAUAAUGUCGCAUCCUUUCUUUAGAAGAAAUAUCCCCAGCAAUAUAGCGUAAAUGCCACAGGGACUGGGGUUUUGGCCCAGGAGUCUGAAGUUCACAUCUGAACCCUUGGGCACCUUCCCCCAGGAAGCAGGUGCAUUCCCAGUGAGGAGGUGGUGUUGAAUCUUCACAUCCUGUUCCAGAUUGGAGCGGGGGCCAUGGGCUGCAAAGUCCUGCUCAACUUUGGCCAGCGGAUGCUGCGGCGCAAGGUGGUGGAUUGCAGCCGAGAAGAGAGCCGACUGUCCCGCUGCCUGAACACGGUUGACCUGGUGGCCCUGGGUGUGGGCAGCACGCUGGGAGCUGGUGUGUAUGUUCUGGCCGGGGCUGUGGCCCGCGAGGACGCCGGCCCCGCCAUCAUCAUCUCCUUCCUGAUUGCCGCAUUGGCUUCGGUGCUGGCUGGCUUGUGUUAUGGCGAGUUUGGUGCCCGCGUCCCCAAGACGGGCUCAGCCUACCUCUACAGCUACGUCACUGUCGGGGAGCUUUGGGCCUUCGUCACCGGCUGGAACUUGAUCCUCUCCUAUGUCAUCGGUACUUCAAGCGUGGCUAGAGCCUGGAGCGCAACAUUCGAUGAGCUGAUAGGGAAAUCCAUCGGGGAGUUCUCGAGGAAGCACAUGGCCCUGAAUGCUCCUGGGGUGCUAGCUGAAAACCCUGACAUAUUUGCCGUGAUUAUCAUCCUCAUCUUAACAGGUCUCUUAACACUCGGCGUGAAGGAAUCAGCCAUGGUCAACAAAAUAUUCACCUGCAUCAAUGUGCUGGUGCUCGGCUUCAUAAUGGUGUCGGGGUUUGUAAAAGGACGCAUCGUCAACUGGCAGCUCACACCCGAUCAUUCCUGCAUGAACAAUGACACCAAAGUAGAGUAUCCUGGUGUUGGUGGAUUCAUGCCUUUUGGCUUCUCUGGCGUCCUGUCAGGGGCAGCAACCUGCUUCUACGCCUUCGUGGGCUUCGACUGCAUUGCCACCACAGGUGAAGAGGUCAAGAACCCUCAGAAGGCCAUCCCCUUGGGCAUCGUCUUAUCCCUGCUGAUUUGCUUCAUCGCCUACUUUGGAGUAUCCGCUGCGCUCACGCUCAUGAUGCCCUACAUGUGCCUGGACAAGGACAGCCCGCUGCCCUAUGCCUUCAAGCACGUGGGCUGGGAAGGCGCGAAGUAUGCAGUGGCCGUGGGCUCCCUCUGUGCGCUGUCUGCAAGUCUUUUAGGUUCCAUGUUUCCCAUGCCUCGGGUCAUCUACGCCAUGGCUGAAGAUGGACUGCUCUUCAAAUUCCUGGCCAAAAUCAACAACAGGACCAAAACACCCGUCAUUGCCACGUUAACCUCGGGCGCCAUCGCAGCUGUGAUGGCCUUCCUCUUUGACCUGAAGGAUCUGGUGGACCUCAUGUCAAUUGGCACCCUCCUGGCGUACUCGUUGGUGGCUGCCUGCGUGCUGGUGUUACGAUACCAGCCCGAACAACCAAAUCUGGUUUACCAGAUGGCCAGGACAACUGAUGAGCUCGAUCAUGUGGACCAGCAUGAGCUUGUGAGCACCAGCGAUUCCCAGACAGGCUUUCUGCCCAAAGCAGAAAAGUUCUGUUUGAAAGCCAUAGUCUCACCAAAAAACAUGGAGCCUUCCAAAUUCUCUGGACUAAUCGUGAACAUCUCGGCCAGCCUCAUAGCCGUUCUUAUCAUCACCGUGUGCAUCGUGGCCGUGCUUUGCAAGGAGACCCUGAGUCGGGGCACACCGCUCUGGGCUAUCUUUGUGCUCACUGGGUCUUCCCUGCUGUGCGUGCUGGUCACGGGCAUCAUCUGGAGACAGCCUGAGAGCAAGACCAAGCUCUCAUUCAAGGUGCCUUUCCUGCCGGUGCUGCCGAUCCUGAGCAUCUUCGUGAACAUCUAUCUCAUGAUGCAGCUGGAUCAGGGAACCUGGGUCCGGUUUGCCGUGUGGAUGCUAAUAGGCUUCGCCAUCUACUUCGGCUACGGACUGUGGCACAGUGAGGAGGCAUCUCUGGCCAACGGCCAGGCAAGGACUCCUGACAGCAACCUGGAGCAGCGCAAGUGACGCGCAGCCCCGCCCCACGAGGGCCACCUGCAGAGGCCCAGGAAGACCCCUGCCCUCGCCAGCAGGGCCUUGGGACCUACCCACAUCCCCAGCACCUACAAAGGGGCCAUUACUUGAACCAUAGCCUUGGCCACAACCGCCGCCAUGGCCUGGUUACCUCUGGCAGCUCCCUGGAGGGUGGGGCAGCUUAGCUGGGGUGGCCGCCAUCCAUGUCUCCUCGCCCUGCCCCAUCCACCUCGCUGAAGCCAAAAGGCAGCAAGCACUUGUCCUCUCAGCUCCGUGCCCACACCUGUGCCACCGGUGGCUCCAGGACCACACCUGGCAUUGUGAACUGUGCCCUCC
Ochotona princeps (American pika) is the source of this 2677-nucleotide messenger RNA. RefSeq names its product solute carrier family 7 member 1 (gene SLC7A1). The coding region runs from base 464 to 2335 and encodes 623 amino acids. The transcript has 14 exons. Gene Ontology annotation, molecular function: amino acid transmembrane transporter activity. The record is from RefSeq and is a predicted model, not a curated record. NCBI's taxonomy places the organism in Eukaryota, Metazoa, Chordata, Mammalia, Lagomorpha, Ochotonidae. Gene Ontology annotation, cellular component: plasma membrane. Gene Ontology annotation, biological process: amino acid transport; transmembrane transport.